This is a messenger RNA of Salvia splendens (bonfire salvia), 3049 nucleotides long. Its product is annotated as receptor-like protein kinase FERONIA. Bases 295 to 2898 code for a protein of 867 amino acids. The record is from RefSeq and is a predicted model, not a curated record. The transcript has 2 exons. Gene Ontology annotation, molecular function: transmembrane receptor protein tyrosine kinase activity; ATP binding. Lineage: Eukaryota; Viridiplantae; Streptophyta; Magnoliopsida; Lamiales; Lamiaceae. Gene Ontology annotation, biological process: protein phosphorylation.
UAUAAUACAGAAUUACAUAAAUUUCCUGUGAAGCAUUCAAUUUUCAAAAUAAAGAUUAUUGUCUAAACAUUGUCUUAAUCUAAUCCCAAUAUAAAUCAUUCUUCUUCCUUUCUCUCCAGCUUUUUGUGAUCAUAUUUUCGUCUCCACAUUCAACUGCACCACCUGCAAUCUGAUUUACUUUUUGAGCUGUUUAUAGAGGUGCUGUUGUGAUUGAAAUAGAAAUUAGGGAUAUUGAUGUAGCUCAAUUUGAUUGUUCCAGAAAAUUUGGUGGCUAGGGUUUUCCAUCUAUCAUCUAUGAAGAACAGCAAUAAGCUUGUGCUGUUGUGGGCUCUGUGUUUCGUAAUUGAUGUAGUUUCCGCAGCUGAUUACUCAGCGACGGAUAAGAUCUUCUUGAACUGCGGAGGGCCUCCUGAUUCCUCUGACACCGAUGGCCGGAAAUGGACGUCGGAUAUUGGGUCGAAGUUUGCCCUUUCGAGCACCAAGUCUUCGACUGCACCCGCAUCUGUGCAGAAACCGUCAGUACCGGAGGUUCCUUACAUGACUGCUCGGAUUUUUCAAUCCGAGUUCACCUACAGUUUCCCGGUGGAGUCCGGUCGCAAGUUCCUGCGCUUGCAUUUCUAUCCUGCGUCGUAUAAUGGUCUAAAUGCUUCAGAUGCUGUCUUCUCGGUAACUUCUGGAGAAUUUACCUUGAUAAGGAACUUUAGUGCUGCUCUGACCACGGAGGCGCUGAACUAUGACUAUUUGAUGAAGGAGUUCUCCGUGAAUGUCCCGGAUCAAGUGUUGAAUGUUACAUUCACCCCAUCCCCGAAUGCAUCCAACUCGUAUGCAUUCAUCAAUGGGAUUGAGGUCGUUUCACAUCCGGAUAUUUACACCACGGAUGGGACUGAACCUGUCGUUGGUCAGUCCACUGGCUUCAUUAUCGACCACAGCACAGCGCUGGAGAAUGUAUAUCGGCUGAAUGUAGGCGGAAAUGACAUUUCCUCAUCUGGUGAUACUGGUCUGUUCAGAUCAUGGCGUGAUGAUUCAGUUUAUAUAUUUGGUGCUGCGAAUGGGGUUACAGAGGUUCCUGAUAACACGACGAUUGCAUACCCUCCCGGGAGCCCAACCUACAUUGCCCCUCUUGAUGUAUACAGCACCCUGAGAUCAAUGGGUCCAAAUGCAACCAUCAACCAGAAUUACAACCUAACUUGGCUCUUUGAUAUCGAUUCCGGCUUCUCUUACCUAGUUAGGCUCCAUUUCUGCGAAGUUACAGAUGUCAUAACAAAGCCAAAUCAAAGAAUGUUCAGUAUCUACCUCAAUAAUCAGACUGCAGAGGAGCAGGCAGAUGUGAUUGUUUGGGCAGGUGGUAAAGGAAUCCCUGUACACAAGGACUAUAUUGUCUUUGUCCCUAAUGGGCCUCCCCGCCAGGAUCUUCGGCUUGCAUUGCAUCCUUACACUCCACUGAAGCCUCAGUACUACGAUGCCAUCUUGAAUGGAGUUGAAAUAUUUAAGGUAAAUGAUUCAACUGGUAAUCUUGCUGGUGUCAAUCCACUACCUCUUCCACAGAUACCAGAUGAGUUAUUGGAUAACAAUUCCUCUGGAGGUAAAGAUAACAAAGGUAUUAUUGGAGGAGUGGUUGGUGGAGGAAUUGCCGCACUUCUUGUUCUUGGCCUGAUUUUAUGUGUGGUUGUCCAACGCCAGAGGCAGAAGAAGGAUUCUAGCACUAGUGAUGGCUGGCUUCCAUUGUCCUUGUAUGGGAAUUAUGCCAAGACAAACACCACAGGCAGUUAUGCCUCCUCCCUGCCAUCGAAUCUUUGCCGCCACUUUUCAGUUGCUGAGAUCAAGUCUGCUACUAACAACUUUGACGAGGCUCUUCUUCUUGGAGUAGGAGGGUUUGGAAAGGUUUAUCGUGGGGAGAUUGAUAGUGGCACGAAGGUGGCAAUUAAGCGUGGGAACCCGCUCUCCGAACAAGGUAUUCAUGAAUUCCAAACUGAGAUCGAAAUGCUCUCAAAGCUUCGCCACCGUCACCUGGUUUCACUCAUUGGGUAUUGUGAAGAGAACUGUGAAAUGAUCCUUGUAUAUGAUUACAUGGCACAUGGAACUCUCCGUGAGCAUCUAUACAAGACUCAGAAGCCCCCCUUGCCGUGGAAACAGAGGCUUGAGAUUUGCAUAGGUGCUGCUCGUGGCUUGCACUAUUUGCACACUGGCGCCAAGCAUACAAUCAUUCACCGUGAUGUCAAGACAACUAACAUCCUCUUGGAUGAGAAAUGGGUGGCUAAGGUGUCUGACUUCGGUCUGUCAAAAACUGGCCUAUCGCUGAACCAUACUCAUGUCAGUACCGUGGUUAAGGGAAGCUUCGGCUAUCUGGAUCCUGAGUACUUCAGGCGCCAACAACUGACCGAAAAAUCUGAUGUUUACUCUUAUGGAGUCGUUCUGUUUGAGAUCAUAUGCGCUCGGCCAGCUCUAAACCCUGCACUCCCGAAAGAACAAGUCAGCUUGGCCGAGUGGGCUCAGCAUUGCUACAAGAAAGGCAUCAUCGACCAGAUAAUGGAUCCCUACCUAAAGGGAAAGAUAGCUCCAGAAUGCUUCAAGAAAUUUGGUGAGACAGCAGUCAAGUGUGUGUCGGACGUUGGAACAGACCGGCCAUCCAUGGGGGAUGUCCUGUGGAACCUUGAAUUAGCGCUGCAGCUGCAGGUGAGUGCAGAGGAAAGCGGGAAGGGUCUUGGUGAGAUAGAUGUUGAGUCAUACGACGUGAAGAAGGACCCUGAUUCAUCCUCGGGUUCUGAUGGAAACAUCACCGAUUCAAAGAGCAGUGGAUUGUCAGUGAGCAUUGGUGGCCGAAGCCUUGCUAGUGAAGACUCGGAUGGCCUAACUCCGAGUGCUGUAUUUUCUCAGAUAAUGAAUCCGAAAGGGAGGUGAUGAUAUGAGCAAUGAAUUGUUUACUCCUAUCAACUUCGGGAAGAGGUUUUCUUCAUUUGUAAUUUUUUUGGCUUGUAUUAUUAUUUUCUUUUACAAAAUCAUUUUACUGCCGUAUCCAUACUGAAAGUAAACCGUGACUUGUUCCUUUGUA